Molecule: messenger RNA, 2391 nt
Organism: Hemisphaericaspora subhashii
Lineage: Eukaryota; Fungi; Ascomycota; Pichiomycetes; Serinales; Debaryomycetaceae
Gene: HAK1
Product: Hak1p
Exons: 1
Coding region: 1-2391 (796 amino acids)
Biological process (GO): potassium ion transmembrane transport
Cellular component (GO): membrane
Molecular function (GO): potassium ion transmembrane transporter activity
Source: RefSeq, a predicted model, not a curated record
AUGGCAACCGCUUCAAUCGCUGUUGGUGAAUCAAAAAAAGUCAUCAAAGCUCACCCUCCUACUUAUAAUGCAGCUAUUGCUGAUCACGAUAUGGAUGAUAACGUAAGUUUCCAAUCUAUUGAAAAUGAUGACAUACAUCCUUCUACAGAUGAAGAAGCUUCUUAUAUUGAAGCAAAAGAACCAACUGUCGUUAAACAAAAUUGGAGAGCAAUCCUUACAAUGAGUUUUGCAUCACUUGGUGCAAUUUAUGGUGAUUUGGCUACUUCUCCAUUAUAUACUUUAAACUCCAUUAAAUAUUCCUCAUUACCUCCAAGUAAAGAUGAUGUCUAUGGUGCUGUUUCAGUUAUCUUUUAUGUGUUUACUUUCAUUGUCAUUAUUAAAUAUAUUUGUAUUGUUUUGGUAUUUGGUCCAAAUAAUGGUGAAGGUGGUCAGGUGGCUAUCUAUGCUAAGAUUGCUAGACAUUUAAAUAUUGGUCCAAAGGGUGUCACUAUACCUGGUUCCCCUGAAGAGUCUGAUUUAACACUUUUGACUAGACAAGAUACAACUGCUUCUUCGGUUCAAACUACAUUUUCCAGAAUUGAACAAAUCAAACAACAUCCAACUAUAAUUUAUUGCAUUCAAAUAUUUAUCUUAGCUGCAUGUUUCAUUGGUUGUUCAUUGGUUAUUUCAGAUGGGUUAUUAACUCCAACAACUUCCGUCUUAUCGGCUAUUGGUGGUAUUCAAGUUGCCCAACCUUCAUUUACAAAUGUCUUGGCCGUCUCCGAAGUCAUCUUAAUUGCAUUAUUCUUAAUUCAAAGAUUUGGAUCAGCCAAAAUUUCAUUCUUGUUUGCACCUAUUAUUUUUAUCUGGGUCAUUGGUUUGAUCCUUUGUGGGAUUUACAAUAUUGUUAAACAUCAUCCUGGGAUCUUCGCUGCGUUGUCUCCUUACUACGCUAUUAGAUUAUUGAAAAAUGGUGGUAUUGAUGUCUUUGGUGGUGCUAUGUUGUCCAUCACAGGUACUGAAGCCAUGUUUGCUGAUAUUGGACAUUUCGGUAAAUUGCCUAUCCAGAUCUCAAUGGGAUUUUUCUUAUAUCCAGCUUUGAUGUUAUGUUACUUGGGUCAAGGUGCCUACAUGGUUCAACAUCCAGAAUCAUAUGUUAAUCCUUUCUUCAUUUCCCUUCCUGGUGGAACUGGUGGUGGAAUCUAUUGGACUAUGUUUGUUUUGGCUACUUUGGCUACCGUUAUUGCAUCACAAGCUUUAAUCUUGAGUGUCUUCAGUAUUGUUUCUCAAUUAAUCAACUUGGAUUGUUUCCCCAAAUUAAAAAUCACUCAUGUUUCCAGUAGUCAUCAUGGUAAAGUUUAUAUUGGUGCUGUUAAUUGGAUGUUAAUGAUUGGUGUUGCACUUACAAUGGCUGGUUUCAAAAACUCAAACAACGUUACAGCUGCUUAUGGUUUAGGUAUCACUUUGGAUUUAUUUGUCACAUCAACAUUAAUGUUUAUAUGUAUGAUUUACGUUUACAACAUGAACCUUAUAUUCCCAAUAUUAUUUGCAUUGAUAUUUGUCCCAUUGGAAAUGUGUUUGAUUGUCGCCAACAUGAAGAAAGUCCCCCAUGGAGCUUGGUUUCCACUUUUGAUUGCUGGUCUUUUCGCUUCCUUCUUAACCCUUUGGAGAUGGUGUCGUUCCAAAAAGACUGACCAAGAAUAUCAAUCUAAAUUGAAAAUAAGUGACGUCUAUCCUUACUUCUCCCAAAAAGCAAACCCAAUCACCCUUGACCUUAACCCUACCACCAACAACAACGACAAUACUGGAAUCAAACUUCCUGAGAAAAAUGAAGUCGUAACCAAAUUCGGUACCUUGCCAUUGAUCCGUCAUCAAGGGGUCGCUAUUAUGCAUGUUGAUAAUAUGUUCUCCAACUCCCCAAACACAUUACCAUAUCUUUAUGCCAAACUCAUUGCCGAAUUCGGUUCCAUACCGUCGAGAUUUAUCUUUUGUGGUAUAAGAGUUCUUUCUAUCCCAUAUGUCGACAUUGAAGAUCGUGUGCUUAUGGCUCCUAUGAUGAAAUUAGACGGUCAUUAUAAAUGUAUUCUUAGGUUUGGAUAUAUGCAAAACAUCGAGAUUGAUCAAGAAAUGGAAGCUACCAUAUUGGCCAAUUUACCAGGAAACGUAACUAAUUCUGAAAAUCCAUUACCUGUUUUACAUAUUUUUGAAAAUGAUUUGAUUAGAUGUAAGGAAUAUGAAAAGACUAGGAAUUUUGUCAAGAUCUUUGGUAGACUUACGAGAAAGAUGAUUAUUGAUCAUUUUUAUAGUCCAAUUGAUUCAUUAACUAAAGAUCGUGGAAGAAUUGUUAAGCUGACUGAUGAGCAUGAAGAACAAGAGAAGAAGAUAUUUAUUGGAAGUGUUGUUAGAUUGUAA